Stegostoma tigrinum is the source of this 2089-nucleotide messenger RNA. RefSeq names its product transmembrane protein 178Bb (gene tmem178bb). NCBI's taxonomy places the organism in Eukaryota, Metazoa, Chordata, Chondrichthyes, Orectolobiformes, Stegostomatidae. The transcript has 4 exons. Gene Ontology annotation, cellular component: membrane. The record is from RefSeq and is a predicted model, not a curated record. Bases 861 to 1742 code for a protein of 293 amino acids.
AUUGGGUCAUCCGAGAGGGUAAAGCUGUGCCUCCCCUUCAGUGUCACACUGCUCUGGUGAAGUCCAGCAACUGCAAACCCAUAGUCUGAUCGUUCAGGAAAGGGGCAAAGAAUGGAGGAGCUCCUGUUAAGAGCUGCAAGAUGAGACGCCCUCGCUUUAAGGAGGUGGAUAAAUAAAACAUGAUCCUGCCCUGGGCUCAAUGACAUCAGGGUUUUCUCUCUCUUUUUCCCUUAUCUCUCUCUCUCUCUCUCCCUCUGCCUGAAUUUUCUUGUGUUUAUUUCCUGGAAGAUUUUCAAGCCUGGCUUUCUCUUUUGCACGAUAUCUGUGUUUCUGCCAGGGUCUGUUCUGUGGAUGCAGUUCAUCUAUUUUGAUUUUUGGAGGGUCUGUUUGAGCUGAUCGACCAAGGAAAAGACAUUAGCCUGGUGCUUUGUUCCAUUCCUCUCUCUCUCUCUCUGUGUGUGUGCCUUGUUUUCUCUCUGUGUUUGUGUGGGGAGAAGGAGGUUGGAGAGACCGGGGAAGUUGCGGGGGGGGGGGGGGGUUCGAAAAAUAACAGCAGGUGCCCAUUGAAGACUUCAGCCUUUGUCGCUGGGCAUAUAUCCCCGGUGGAGGAGAGUUGCAGAUCUUGAGGCGAGGGGUACCAGAUGCCUGGAGAUAGCCCCAGUCUGUGCCCAGCCCUUUGAUGUGAGCCUACAGCCCGUGCCAUCAGCGCCAUUCGAAGGAAGGGGAGGGGGCAUUCAGAUGCCACACUGCAGAGGUUGGUGGUAACAGUCUGGCUGUCUCUCUCUCUUUCCUUGCUUCGUGUCUUCCCCCCACCGCCUGCUGUGUGUUUCUCCUGCUGGGAUGCUGAAGGAGUGACGGAGAUGGCAGCUGGCCGGCUCCUGCUCUACGCCGGUCUCUCCAUGGCCCUGUGCGCCCUGGGCAUGCUGGCGGUGGCCAUCUGCUCCGACCACUGGUACCAGACCGAUGCCAGGAGGCACCGGGAGCGCUGCAAAAACUACGCCAGCCGUACCAACCACCCGGGCUUCAUCUACACCUCCAACAACCUACCCCUCCGUGCCAGCCGCCGCCAGCUGGACCGCUGGGAGGAAAAGCUGCUGGGCACCAGGAACCGGCGCCAGCUCUUCGCCCUGAGCGCCGCCGAUGAAUGCAGCCGCAUGUACAAUUCUACCAACACCGGGCUGUGGAUGAAGUGCCACCGGCUGGGAUUUGACCAGGACAUCGCUGAACUGAUUGCCAAAGGUGUGAUAAACAGGUGUACACCAAUCAAAUAUCACUACUCCUCAGCAAUCCUUCCGAAAAAUCUUUCAUACAACAUCACGAAAACCAUUCGGCAAGACGAGUGGCACUCCCUGCAUCUGCGCCGGAUGACAGCUGGAUUCAUGGGCAUGGCAGUGGCCAUCAUUCUGUUUGGCUGGAUAAUCGGAAUCUUGGGUUGCUGUUGGGAUCGAGGCCUGAUGCAGUAUGUGGCUGGCUUGCUGUUCCUGAUGGGAGGGACAUUUUGCAUCAUCUCGUUGUGUACCUGUGUCGCCGGAAUUAACUUUGAACUCUCCCGCUACCCCAGAUACCUGUACGGUCUCCCCGACGACAUCAGUCAUGGCUACGGCUGGUCCAUGUUCUGCGCCUGGGGAGGUCUCGGGUUGACACUCAUUGCUGGUUUCUUCUGCACGCUGGCACCGUCUGUCCAAACCGUCCCCAGGACGAGCUACCCGAAAUCGAGACCAGAAAACGGCACUGUAUGCUAAGAGCUGGAGGAAGCAGCCUAACAUCAAGGGAGACCAGCCCAACAGUCUUGCUCAUUCGGUGCCUGGCUUGAUGGACCUUUGAUGGCACAAGCUGGACAGCAAACCCUGAGCAAUGUAUAAUUUAUGACUUAUAUGUUAGUCUUAUUUCUUUCAAUGAAGAAGAACUUUAUGUAUAUGCUGUAUCUAUACUGUUACAUUCAAUGGAGAUGAUCAACAGUCUGACACUUUUGUUGUGCUGAUGAAUAGGUUCGAUUAGUCCGGUUCACCAUGGUGGAUAUGUCCCAAACUUACCUGCUGUAGUGUACAGAUUUCUCUUCCAUUAAAACGCAGAACUCUGUGUGUCGGGA